AUGAUGAGAGAUACCGCCGAUGCAGUGAUUAUUGGCGGUGGUGUAAUGGGGUGCAGCCUGCUCUACCACUUGGCUCGCCGCGGAACUACCCGAACCCUGCUUUUGGAAAAAAAUGUGCUGGGGGCUGGGUCCACCGGUCGUUCCCAGGCCAUUUGCAGAAUGCACUACUCUAAUCCAGUUACUGCCUCCAUGGCCUGGAACAGUCUCCAGGUAUAUUCCAGCUUCGGGGAGCAGGUCGGAGGCGACUCCGGAUUCAUCAGGACAGGUUAUCUCGUGGUGGUGGAGGAUAUCGACCGUCCCAGCCUGGAAUUGAAUAUUGCGAUGCAGCAGGAACUAGGAAUAAAUGUGCGCCUUGUGAACGCGGCGGAACUGCGAGAGUUGGCCCCGAUGAUGCAGACCUACGAGGGAGAAGGGUUGGCAUGGGAGCCUGAUUCCGGAUACGCCAAUCCUUAUCUGGUUACUACUUCCUUCGCCACCAAGGCGAGGGAACUCGGAGCUGAGAUUGUAAUGCGUGCCGGUGCCACCGGGAUUGAAAUUGCCGGGGGCCGGGUGCAGGCCGUACACACGGAACAAGGUAGAGUGUCCACCCCAUUGGCAGUUGUGGCUGCCGGGCCCUGGUCCAACGAUUUGAUGGCCGGUACCGGUAUCGAAUUUCCCCUGGUCCCGGUACGCCACCAGGUAGCUCUUGCUACUCGUCCUGCCGACCGCCUUCCUCAUCAUCCUAUAGUUGGGGAUAUUGCCCAAUCGUUCUCCUUCCGGCCGGAGAGCCCCACCCUGACGAUGGUGGGCUUCGGCGAAGAUGAAGUUGAACUGGACAACUAUGACGAGGGCUUCGACCACUCCGACGCCGCCAGCGCCAUGACCAGGCUCAUUCGACGUAUGCCAGCGAUGAAGAUUCAUACUAUCGCGGUGCCGGGUAUUGACGGUCUCUACUGCAUGGUGGGGUUCAGUGGCCACGGCUUCAAACUCGCGCCUGCCAUAGGACAGUCCAUGGCGGAACUGGUCCUCGACGGGCAGGCUUCUUCAGUUGAUUUGGCGCCGCUGCGGUUCAGCCGAUUUGAGGAAGGAGACCUGAUAGAGUCCCGCUAUCGUUACCGGGUCUUGGCGUGA
This is a messenger RNA of Geodia barretti, 1110 nucleotides long. NCBI's taxonomy places the organism in Eukaryota, Metazoa, Porifera, Demospongiae, Tetractinellida, Geodiidae. The record is from the annotation of a GenBank genome assembly.